Messenger RNA from Pygocentrus nattereri (red-bellied piranha), 761 nucleotides. RefSeq lists its product as uncharacterized. The coding region runs from base 32 to 703 and encodes 223 amino acids. The record is from RefSeq and is a predicted model, not a curated record. The transcript has 3 exons. Lineage: Eukaryota; Metazoa; Chordata; Actinopteri; Characiformes; Serrasalmidae.
GGAAGAUGAAGGUGGUCAGCAGACUGGGAACAUGGCAGGUAAUCGCUCACGGAGAGAAUUUGCAGUAGGGGAUUUCGUUCAGGGUAAUGAAAGAGGAGCAGUCAGCGGGACAAGCAGGGGGUUACACUCACCUCAGGAUUUCCACACAAAACUACGGUCACCAUGCGAAGAUACGUGGAUUACAAGAGUGCUGCCUCCUGGGUUACUUAGUGCAGAACAGCACUCCAACUCAAAGGCUAACUCUCUGCAACAGGCCCUUCCUGAGAUUGAAAUACCCACCCCAUAUUCUUUCAGCUCUGGAACCUUGGCCUCUGCCCCCUUUUCCCUGCAGCCACAGAAGCAAGCGAAACUGGUUAGCGAAAACAGAAAGAGAGAAGUCACCGAGCUGCUUGACCAGUGGAAGAAUGACCCAGAUUUAGCUUUCCUGUUUCAGGAAAAUAUGGCAGAGUUGAGAGACUGGUCUCCUCACCAGCAAAAAGAGAGUGCCAGCGAGAGACCACCAUUUGGCGCUUCCACCGUUUCAACAUUCUUUCCCUCCGAGGGGUUUCGUUAUGAGCCUUUCUUUCGCUUUCCACAUUCAUGCAACUCCAUCAAGAAGUCGGAAAGAUCUGGUAUUAGUCGUUACAAUCACUCAGAUGUCAAAGAUCUCAGUCUUUCUCCAUCUUUUUUCUUCAGCACGCCUUAUUUCCGUUAUUUGCCAUAAGCUUAGAGCCUGCCAGCUUUGUGCAGUAAUUGUGCUCUGAUGAAACAUUGUAUUUUCA